Geodia barretti is the source of this 14896-nucleotide messenger RNA. NCBI's taxonomy places the organism in Eukaryota, Metazoa, Porifera, Demospongiae, Tetractinellida, Geodiidae. The record is from the annotation of a GenBank genome assembly.
CCAGCCAUUCCCAUCGGAGGUGGUCUUUCAGCAGUUCCAGCCUCAGCAGACAUACGAGUUUCCCCUCAACUUUAGAAACAAUGACAGAGUUGCUCGUCACCUGAAAGUGAUUCACGAAGACUCUCCUUACUUCGGAGUUGUGUGCCAGAGACCAGCUGGGAGCAAGGUGGCCCCUGGCAUGGAGGUCACAUAUCUCAUCCUCUUCACCCCUGACGAGAGGAAGGACUACCACCUGGAGUUGGUGUGUAUUACUGAGAGGGAAAGGUUUGUGGUGCCAGUUAGGGCAGUGGGUGUGCGGGCUCUGCUGGACUUUCCUGAUGAUAUCCACUUCCCAGCAUCUCCAGUCAAGUAUCCAUCAAGUAAGACAAUUCUCGUGAGGAAUGUUGGAGACAAGGAAGCUCAGUUCACUCUUGAAACCCAAAGUCCAUAUUCAGUGGCUCCGACCUCAGCCAGUCUAGAGGUGGGACACUGCAUGCAAGUCACUGUCACAUUCUGUCCAACCACCGUUGGAGACUUCUCUGCAGAGCUGACUGUCCACUACAACACCGGUGAGAGUGUGUAUAGUUUGCUGCACGGCAGUUCUGUGGACGUCAAUGUACGGCUGGACAGAAGCUCCUUGAAACUCGAGAACACUUACAUAAGACUCUCCACUCAGAGGUCUGUUGUUCUGCACAACCGGAGUAAGGUGGUAGUCCACUACCAAUGGAAGGCCUUUUCCAGUGUGGAAGAGGAGGAGGCCCAGAAACUACUUAAUUUGACUCAGCUGGAGGAGGAAGAGGCAAUGGCACAGGAAGUCCUGCUGGAGCGAUCCUUGAUUGACCCAACCAUGAGGGACCGGCUACCCAUUGUGGCACACAGUCUGGCUCACAGAAAAGGUGAAGAAGCUUUCCAUAUAGAGCAUACAUUGAGUGUGUACUAUCACAGAGCUUUGUUGAUAUGGAAAAGUUCCUCUUCUCUGAUGACAACAUCAGCAUCGAUCCAGUGGAGGGUGAGAUAUGGCCCAACUCUCAAGCAGAAAUAUCUGUCAUCUUCACUCCGUCUGAGUCUGCCAGUUAUUCUCGAGUGGCCUACUGUGAUGUGACUGGAAGAGAGUCUCGACUGCCACUCAGAGUCACAGGACAGGGAAUCGGACCUCGUCUCAUGUUCUCUUUUGACACCCUCGACGUACAGAAUGUCUUUGUCAACUCUGCCCAUGCAUAUGAGGUGAUUGUGGAGAACAAGGGAGACAUAGAUGCUGGCUACAACUUAAUUCCUUCAAGCUCUUUGUUUGGUCCAUUCUUCACCUUCUCUCCCUCGAGUGGUGUCCUUCAGCCUGGAGCCCUGCAGUCUAUCCAGAUAUCAUUCCAAUCCACAAUACUGGGAGAGUUCAGCGAGGACUUCCAGUGGGCCGUGGGUGGCUCUCCUGCCCCACUCUCUCUCAGAAUCACGGGCGUCGUGAUUCCACCUACAUUCCAGUUUGAUCCGACACACAUCAAGUUUGGAACAGUCCCAUAUGGUUUCAUGUCCAGUCGAGAGGUUGUGCUGACCAACACGUCAGAUAUUCCAAUGACCUAUCACCUGAGGGUCCCUUCAAUCGAAGCACAGGAUCAGGUCUUGAAGGGGAAACAGUGGACGAAGGGGUGGAAUUUGACGUUGAGCCGAAGCGUGGUGUCCUACCGGCAAACUACCGUCAGAGCAUUAGGAUCAACUUUGUUCCCGCGGCGGUGAAGGUCUACUCCAAGGAGCUCAUUCUCUUUGUGGCCGAGGCUGGAGAAGAGAAAUCCUCCCUGCCCAUCUCUGCCAAUUCGGAGGUCCCAGCCAUCAGACUGGAGACGCCGUACCUCGACUACGGUCGCUGCUUCUUGCAGUAUCCUUACACCCUCACCGUUGCACUCGCCAACCCCUCACACCUCCCCGUGAAGUAUCAGAUGGAGCCGCCACUAGACGAGCGUACUCUACACUACUCCACGGACCCUUCCAGUGGAGUUAUUGAUCCUCGGACGACACUGGAGCUUCCGCUGCAGAUAGAACCGCAGGUGGUUGGUGAGGUCAUCACCGCUGCUGUGUUUACCAUUCUCGGGAGUCUGGAAGCUCCGCUGGAAGUGGCCAUUCGUUUUGUCGGGGAAGGCCCUGUCAUUAAUGUUUCGUCUACGGAUCUGCACUGGGGCAGGCAGCCAGUGCUGACUCCACUACCGAAAACCGUCUAUCUCUCAAAUGAGUCUUUAAUACCAGCAGAAUAUGAGUGUGUCUUGAGUCGGGAGAGGACGGUGUUUUCAGUGGAGCCACCAUCUGGUGUGAUAGCCCCUCAGGAAACACUCGAGCUCAUCGUAACAGCCACCAUUGACGACUGUCUCAGGUUUACAGACAAAGUGACGGUGGUUGUGUCAAAGGGGGUGAAUAUCACCAUUUCUCUCAGUGCUGAGGGAGAGGGAACCACCAUAGUCAGUCAGCCACCUCUUCAACCAAAAGUGGACCUGGGUCCCCACUUUUGCAACUCGUGGCCGUGUCGAAAGCAAUUUACUCUAAUGAACAGGGGCAGACGAUUGCAGGCCCUCUCCUGGACCACACAGGGGUUUUCGACGGCCAAGCUGAAGAAGAUGGAGAUAAAAAGAGCCAAUCAGGACCUGAAGGAUAUUGGUCGCAAGCGACCUAGACCAGAACCAGAGCUGAAGAGACCAGUGUUUAGGAUAAUCCCAGACAAGGUUGUGCUGGAGCCUUUCGAGAACUGUGUUAUUACACUGGAGGGAUCCUCCCAAGAGCCAAAAUCAGUGGCAGAGCGUCUCAUCUGUCAUGCCAUCAUUGGCAAGAAUGCGCACAAGGAGAGGAUCAUGACAGUGGACGUUUUGGCCAACUUCAUCUCACCUCUCACUCACUUCAGCACAAGAGAAAUAUCAUUUUCUUCAUACCAGCCACCUGGAAGUGAGCUGGAGAAGCAGGCACAGAGUCUCGGCCUACAGAAUGUCUCUCCACUACCAUUCACUGCUGUGCUGAUGUGCAUCUAUCCCUUCACUUUCAACAACAUCGGUGGAAAGCUGCAGCAACUAGAGCUGGAACUGGAGCCCUCUCAAAACAAAGAUGUUGUGAUCCAUUUUGAUCCUAGCUACUGUAGAGACAGACGCAGCCGCACAGAAGAGAACCAGCUAGUUGUAGCCUACAAGGAACACCCAAUGAGGGAGUACUUGAGCCUCAACGCCAAGGUUUACUUCCCCAACGUUGAAUUUGAAAGCACUGAUGUUGAUUUUGGGUGCAUACUGAAUGAUACUGAGACCAUCCAGUAUGUGAAGAUGACAAACACCAGUCCACUGGAGGUUAAGUACAAGUGGUACUUCUUACGGCGGCCACCGGUACGCAGACAGGACCCAGAGCAGUGCGAUGAGGGUGUGGACAUGCAGAGCGAGUGUGAGACCGACUCACUGACAGAGGAGGACAGUGCGGGAGAAUCACAGGAACAGGACGAGAGAGACGGAGAAGAGGAGGAAGAGGGAGAGGAAGAAGGGGAAGAAGGAGAAGAAGUGGAACAAGCCUCAGAGAGGGAGGGAGAGGAGGAGAGUAGUUUACCUGAGCACGAUCCAGAGGACAGCCUAGAGAGAGAAGAUGUGGAAGGUAGCAGGGAUCUGCAAGCAAGUGGCAACAGUCUGGCAGAGGGAGAUGAAGGAGGUGAAUCUUUACAGCCUCCUGCAGAUACGGUCAAUGUCCAAGAAGCUGCUGCAGCUGUAGUAAUACCCACUGUGGCAGCCAGUAUUGGUGACGUUGUUGACAACACUGCUCGGUCGGUUGCUCGUCAAAGGGAGAAGCAGCCAUGGGAGUUGGUAGAUGAUCCUUUCAAACUUGUCAGGAUUGAGCAGAUAUUUGACAUCCUCCCUCUGCAUGGCACACUGCUCCCCGGAGAGUCCCAGGAGGUCCAGUUCACCUUCUAUGGCUACACUGGCAUUGCCACUGAGUGUGUGGCAGCCUGCAAGGUGGACGGAGGACCCACUUACCAAGUUAGACUCAGCGGUGAAGCUUCCAACGUUCAGUACAGAUUCAACCACAAGCGCAUCGACUUUGGACAGCAGCUCUAUGGCCAAAUGUUGACCGCUGAGGUAGUGUUGUACAACACUGGCAAGGUGGACAUGGAUUUCACUACAUUUGGAGUAUCUGGAGACUCACACCUGGCUCCAGGGGAAAUCUCUGUCCAGCCACACUCAGGUCACAUUGAGGCAUUAGAAAACAUGAAACUGACCGUCACCUUUCAACCUGGAGUGGCAGAAAAAUGUCAGAAAACUUUUCAGGUCCAGGUAGCUCACUUGCAGCCAGAUGAGAUAACAUUAGUAGGAGAGGGAGUGUUUCCUCGUGUUGGGUUUGACCUUCCCAGCCAACUAUUGGACCCUGAGCACAGCCAACUGAGGGAAACUGCACAAAAAUCCAUAGGCAUGAUAGAGAGAGUCUCUGACGAUUCUUUGUUGUUGGAGAUGGAGAGGUUACUGGUCAAACAGUUUGUCACAAAAAGCGAUUCGCCCCACAUGAAUAAGGGAAAACUAAGGCCUUCUCUGCCACCAUAUCAGCUUGACUUUGGCUACGUGGUCUACGGGUCAGUGGAGACACGUAGGGUCACUCUCACCAACACGGGCUCCUGCCCUGUGUCCUUCAACACGACUCACAAGACUCUCGAGGGGACUGGGUUCUCACUCGAUCUCGUGUCCAAAGUCAGAGCUCUUCCUGGUGCACCAGAGGCUGAGAGCUUAGAGUUCAACGUGCAGUUUGAUCCCACUGCAGUCCAGUGUCCACUGGGGCAUGUUCAGGCCCUAAUCCCCUUCAAUCUCUUCAAUGGUCCAGUGUAUUCCCUUUUGCUCUCAGCAACUGUGACAAAGCCUGCUCUCCAACUGUCGAGGCAUGAAAUAGAUUUCGAGACAGUUAUUUGUGGCCAGUGCAAGAUUGCUACGAUCUGCAUCAGCAACCCCUUUCACGUCAGCUGUCGUUGGUCUGCGGUUACUAACAAGCCACCAAAAAAGGUCCCAAAGCAUGUACCGAUGCAUGUUCGUCGCAAAAUGAAGGACAAACCACCACCGACAUACUAUGAGGUGGACCCACCAUCAGGAAUUCUUCAACCAGGCCAGAGAAAUGACAUCAGGAUCAGAUUCAUGCCCACAGAAGAGGUGGACUAUGAGGACACAAUACCAUUCAAAAUCAGCCAUAACCCAGACAGUGACACAGUCCUGGUGGUCAAAGGACAUGGCAGUGAACCACGGGUGGAGUUUGACCGACAGAUGGUGCAGUUCCCAGCAGUUCUGCCCUUUGCUGAUGGGUCAGAGGCAGAGGUCCUGGUCUCAAACCCACAACCUUAUGCUGUGGAAAUAUACUCGCUCGAGUUUGACAAGCAGUAUUUAGAAGAAGAGGAGAUUCUGAGAUGGGUCAAAGGGUAUGAUGGGCAGAAACGGCUGUUCCUGCCUCCCAUAGUUCCAGGGGAGAAACUGCCCAAGGAGAUCCUCCAGGCAUGGGAAAAGACAAAGCCCACACCAUUGUCUACUGAGCUACCAUCCAGAGAGGACAUGCCGAGCACCAUGGAAGGUAGUGCAGCUGAAAUUGAUCCAAAGCUGCCAUCUUCAUCAGCAAAUUUGCUGGUGCAAGGGCUGUUGGAUGGAAGGACACCUGAUCUGAGUACCACGGCACUUCUGUCAGUCCCCGAACUUGGCAUCAUCGAGUCGGUCACCGGCCUCACAAACGACGACAUUGAGGGCUUCAGCCAGAUCAACGUGGAAGGAAUAGAUAUUCCGCCUGUAGCUGCUGCCAUAGCUCGACACAUGGGCAUUGACCUCUCUCCAGUAGGAGCCAAAAAUGAACUUCGCAAGGGGAUAGCCUUUGUAGUAGAUGGUCCCCCUAUGUCAGGACGAACAUCCCUUGCCAGAGCUUUAGCCGAGAAAUACAAAGCUGUGCUGAUAAACGUAGAUGAGUUACUGAAAGGUCUAAUUAGCAAAGCUGAAACACCGGAAGGGCGUAAGCUCAGGCAGCUCUGCAUAGAUGCCGAGACAGAACAGCAAGCACAGGAGGAAGCUCCUUCUGCAACCACAACUCAUACCACGGGGAAGAGAGUAUCAACAAAAGAUAUCAAAGAUAAAGAGGCCAAGGACAGUGCUCCUAAGGCGGAGGAGGUCCACCAACCAGUUGCACCAUUCCCUGUACUGCCUCUACCAGACACAGACCUUGCAGUUCCUCAAUCAUCCUUGAACCCAGCUCCCCUUCCCAAUGAGAUGAUUGUCCAGAUCCUUGAAAACAGACUACAACAGCAUGACUGUAGACGCGGUGUAGUGUUUGAUGGCGUAGAGUCUAUCUUCACUUCGUGUCCGUCUUCAGCAUUGAAAAUCAUUCUGGAAGUCAUCCACAACCGAAAGCACAUAUACGUGGCCAAGAUUGAAAUGGAACUGAGUGAGAUAAAGGAGAGAAGGUUCAGGCUGGAAAAGGAGGCCAAGAUGAGGGCGAAAGAGGAGCAGAGGCUUCAGGAAGAGAAGGAGAAGGAGGAAGAAGAGAGAGCCAAGAGAGAAAUGGAGAUUGAUGAAGAGGAGUAUGAGGCUCUCAGUGAGGAAGAGAGAAUCAAAUUCGAUCAGAAGCUUCUGGCAGUCAAGAAGGAGAAGAGUCGAAUCAAGCAGGAGAGGGAGGAAAGGGAACGUAUUGAGCACGAGAGGGAGGAGGAGGAGAGAAGGAUUGCAGAAGAGUUGAAAAAGAAGAAGGGGAAGGCAAGGAAGGCGCCCACAGUUACUGGGCUAGCGUCUUCCUCAAGACCCACAUCUGGUGGAAAAAAACUAUCUAGAGACGGCCUUGGAAUGGCAUCUCAGGCCAGCAUUUGUUCUGGCCCGACAACUCCAGGCAAGAGUAAAGCAAAGUCACCAGGGAUGGCCACAGACGGUCAAAUUGCUGCUGCUGACCCCCUUGAUAAACAAUUCGAGUACUACGUUCACCAUGCUCAAAAAGUUCAAACACUUUUGGCUGACUGGGACAGAGUAGCUCGAGUUGACCGACCUCUUCCUCCGCAAGAAAUGCCAGAAUCACUUACUCCAGUAAAGAAGUCCACACACAAGAAUGUCAAGCCUCAGCCUUCCACCCUUGCCCCUUCAACCACAGCACUACCGGAAAUAAACAGAGACGAACUCGGUGUGCCUCUCAUUGCACUCAAAGGGAGCAAACCCACGAAUGAGUUGGUAGAUGACAUACUCAGUGCCGACGGUAAUAUACCAACACCAGAAGAGGUUCUAGAAAUACUUGGACUGGGUGCUGACGGUCCCCCAAUAGCAAAGCCGGUUACCUUUCAAGUGUACCCUUAUCCCCUGAAGAGAAUGAAGCUCACUGAGCAGGACCACUUCAGUUUCAUUGCUGCCUAUACCGAUGACCCGAACUCAGAAAAAGUGGAACCACCACCUUCUGAGAUUGCACCUGAACCAGUGCCAGAGCCUCCGCUGAGUCAGAGUCGCAAGAGGUCAGAGUCUAGGCAGUCCCCACUCAAAAGGAGAAAGGGGACCUCCAAGGCUCCCUCACCAUUACCAGGGGUGGUGUUGGAGGAAGAACACAAGGAAAAAGUUGAAAAGAAACAAAGCAAACCUACCAAGUUGGCUGGGUACCGUUGGGUGGUGCCAGCACAUGGACAGAGGAAGAUUAAACUUCUCUUCAGCUCAAAGGAGUGUGGCCAGUUUGAUCACACAUUCAAUUUUGAGGUUGCAGGCACACGACAGCGUCACCAACUCUUCUGUCGCGGCCAAUGCCAUGUUCCAUCAAUAUGUCGAGAUCCCCAGACAAUCUUCACACACUGCAAGAAGUACAUGAGGGAGGAUGAAAUUGUUCACAAGAGAUACUUUCUGUCAGAAGACUUGUAUAUCUUUGGACCACUCCUGGCCAGUAAAAGCAGGGAGCGCUACAAGAAAGGUCUGCACCCAGAGAACAUGGAGAAGCUAACCAUCAGCAACCCCGGGAAGAUAAAAUCUGAGGUGUCUUUCUUCUUCCGUGAGGAUGCUGAUGGCACCACCUACAUCCUGGACCCACCCGCCAUGAUUUUAGAGCCAAGAGAAAGUCAGACUCUGACAGUAUGGGCCUUCCCAGAGAAGUGCACCACGUAUUAUGAUGCUCUGGUGUGUUGCAUAAAGCACAACCCAAAUCCUGCUGUCAUUCCCAUCACGUGCACUGGUGUUGUGCCCGAGAUCAAGUUUGAGCAGAAGCAACUCGAUUUCAAGAAAGUACUGCUGCACAGGAAGCAGACAAAUGUUCUAUCCCUCACCAACCCUACCCUGAUCCCGGUGGCCUGGAAACUGGGUGGACUGGAGCAGCUGGGAGACGAGUUCUCCUUCAACCAGGAGCAGGGGGUUGUGCAGCCAAAGACAACAUUUCCUCUGCAAGUCAGCUUCCGCGCAGCGAAACCAGUCACUGUCCUCAAGAAGGCCAUCAAAGUUGAGGUAUCAGAUGUUGAGAGAAAGCACAUGGGUCUCGUGCAAAUCGAGAACAUAAGCAUAAAUGCUGAAGCCUAUGAUGUAGCUAUGGACGUCAGCUUCCCAAGAGGAACUGAUGGAGGCCUUGAAUUUCCGUGUGUGUUUGCGGGCAGUGAUCACAAGCUAUUGAUGCAGCUGAAAAACAAGGGCAAGUACGACAUUGGGUUUGCCUUCUCGUUCACCAAAGCCAGCAACGGGAAGAGCUACUCUGACGUAUUCAAGGUGGCCCCAUCACAUGCAGUACUCUAUGCAACAGAGAAAGCGACAAGUGUGAGCGUGAUAUUUCACAGUACUACUGAAGUCACCAUCAAAGAUGAGUCAAUACUCAAAUGCGAGGUCAUUGACAGGCAUGUUGGUGAUCAAGGAGAGGUGAUUGCAUGCAUCCCCAUCAAAGUCAGUGCAAAAGCCGUAUUCUCCAAGUUCAGCCUGUCCCCCACAACUAGCAUAAAUUUCGGGGCAAUGACUGUCAAUACCAAGAAGCAAUGCUCCUUUGUUUUGGAGAACCGUGGGGAAUUCGAUUUCAGGUAUGCCAUAGUCGCAGCAGAUGGUUCGCAAAAGAAACCAGUUGCCAAAGCUGGAAGGGGAUCUAGUAGAGCCAGGGAAGGCCGAGACAGUUUACAGACCUCGUCCCUCUUGAAGGUGGAGGGAGGCAAGGGAGGCGGGAGGAGCAAAACCGAGAUAGCAUGCAUCAGAACAGAAGUUGUUUCCGGUACACAGAGGCUGGUGCUAGGCAUGUUCACAAUUCAACCAGCAACUGGUAUGAUACCAGCGGGUCAUAGCAGUGAAAUAAAGGUCGACUGCACAGCAGACAGACCUGGAAAACAGGCUGUGGCGUUGAUAAUCGAAAUAAGCGACAGGUUCGUCCGCGACCCUCCCAUCAUCUACCACAUCUAUGGAGAUGUACUCGAGCCUGCAAUAAAUACCACAGAUAUAGGGGCAAUAUUCGAAGAGCACGGAGUUUGUCAGAGUCUGGGGGUGAUGGGGCCUCAGCUGUUCCACAGAAAGGGGUGUGUUGGGGUCUAUGGUGAGGUAGAGCGAUGGUUUGCAUUCAAGAGUGUCAUUGUCGGCCAAUCAGCCCAGGCCCGUUUCAAGAUAAUCAACUCGACCAAGAUACCGUGUGAUGCAAAACUCGUGAUUGCAUCCACUUCCAGCAAACAAAAAGGAGCGGCUGAAGGAUUUGACGUGGAACCCAAAUCCAAGUUUACCAUUCCCAGCCACUCACACGUGUUUGCCAUGGUCACGUUCCAGCCAACAGCCAUCCAAACUUACACUGCAACAUUUGAGGCAUAUCCAGAGGACUACAAGCAGAAGGCCCUCACAUUUGAGCUCCAUGGAGAUGGCAACUUACCACAGGUUGAAGUCACUUACCCAACUUUGAAAAACGCAAAGGGCCAGCCCCUCUUGGUGUUCCGUCGAUUGCUAACCGAUCAAUCUCAGACACUCAAAGUCAGCCUACGAAAUGUGGGCACAAUCCCAGCAGUUGUCCAGAUCAGGAUCAGGUCAGGAAAACAACACUUCACAGGGGCCGUACCAAGUGGAGAUCAAGAGACUAUAAAUGAUGCAGACAAACCAGACAUUUCUGAAAAUAGAAACAGAUUGGCCUCUCUCCCAUUGUCACUGAGUCUCGAUGUUGGAGAGAUCCAGAGCUUCCCAGUGACUUUCCACCCCAGUGUUACAGAGAAGUGUCAGGGAGAGCUGAGCCUGAGAGUCAGAGACAACCAGUUUGAGACUCUCUCCAUUCAGCUGGUAGGAGAGGGCUACCAGGAUGAUGUCAGCAUUAGAAACAUCCACGGUGGAGCUGACCGGGACCAAAUGAGCAUCAGCAGGGUAUCUGAUCUUCAGCCAGAGAAGGUGGAAGCGGCUCAUGAAAAUAGCCUGGAUUUUGGUGAUUUUGCUGUGGGAGAGAGCAGACAGAUCACGUUCUCCCUCUCCAAUUGUGGCACUGAGCCUGUCAAGUUCCAGUGGCCCACUAGUCUUCCUGGCCUCAGUUUUUCUCCGUUUACUGGCCAUCUCCAUCCCUCAACCUCCAAAGAUGUCAGUGUCACUUUCAAAGGUGACAAACCUGUCACUCUGAAGCAAGAACGCAUCGCAGGGAAGAUAUGGAAAAUACGAUUUCGAGAACCACUGGAAAAGGUGCGUGAUUGGGAUGAUCGCCACAAGAUAAUCCACUGGGUGAAUGUCCCAACCGAUGCUGAAAAACCACUUCCAUCACCAGCUAAAAAGAAGGUUGUUGAAGUAGAAGCAGAGCCUCUUAACUCUGUACUGGAUGACAGCCGCAGGGAUUUAGUCCUCAGUGUGUGGGCCACUGUGGACUACGUCCAAUACACAUGCCCCACAAAAGAAAUCCGAUUCACCGACACACUUCUCUACCAAACACGAAUCUACAAACUCCCCCUCAGCAAUACGGGCCAGAUUCCCCUGUCCUAUAGCUGGAGCAUAGUGCACAUGGAUGGGUCCCCUCUCACCCCUCGCUCGUCACAGCUAGAGCUAGACGAGAACACAGGGAAUAUUGCUGGAGAGGGUGGAGAAGUCGUACCUUUCUCGAUUUCUUCAUCUGUGGGUGAGAUUCAGCCAGAGAAGGAUGCUGUGUUCAGCGUCUCUUUCUCUCCUCUUGAUGUGAGAGAGUGGGAAUGCAAACUAGUCUGCAGUAUUCCUCAUCUGGACAGCUCCAAUGGACUGCUGGAGCUGCUUGUGAGUGGCAAAGCCCUAAUGCCACAUUGUCACUUUGAGCUGGAGCCCAGCGACUAUCCAGUGGCGCGCCACAGUGGAGGUGAAGGAAGCGUCCACAGCUCCCAAGCAAUUGAAGUCCACUCGGCAGGAAUUGGAAUCAAGAUCGUAAAGCAAUUUGAGGUCAUAAAUCCCACUCUUCAUGGCUAUGAGUUCAACUGGACGUAUGAAGGGAGGCCCACUACCUCUCUCCAGCCUUCAUCCUUCAAAUGCCUCACUCCAAGGGGUUUCAUAGAAGCUGGGAAAACAUUUGAGAUGGCAUUUGAAUUCACUCCCAUGGCUAAGGAGACAGUAGAGUCGCUGUGGAGGUUCUCAAUUCCAGCUCUGUCCCAGAGUUUCCUGCUCGUGGGGCACACCACUGAGCCCGCUGUUCUGCUAGACCGGGCCUAUGUCAACUUUCAUUCUCUCAAGCUGGGCUCCACCCACAGAGAGACUGUGUACUUGGUGAACAACGAACCAACCGUGCAGUCUUUCGAGUUUGUCAAAAAGAGCUGUUACAGCUCAGGUCACAGUGCUAGGGUGAAGGUGAACCCUCUGAAGGGAACUGUAGCACCUCAUUCCCGGUAAGUCCCCAUUUUACUCAGUGGUUUGGUCUUACAAAUGAGGCAUGUCGCGUUUUUAUCAACACGUGAUUCCCCCCUGCAGGCUUCCUAUAGAAGUGUCAUUCACUGCUAGUCUUCCGCAAGAGUUCAGUUUCAAUCUCGAGUGCCGCGUAAAACACAAACCGACUCCACUGCGACUCAACGUGAAGGCCCAAGGCUACAAGGUCAAAAUGGGGCUCUCCUUCACAAACACCAGUGGAGAUACCGUGGAUAUUCCUCUAUAUUCUCCAGCCAACUGUGAAAUAAACUUUGGCAAGGUACCAAUUUGUGAAAGAGCAUUGGGCCAGGUGACUAUCGUAAACCAUGGAGAUAACAAUUUAGAGUACCAGUGGAUCCUCUCCGAGGAGUGUGCAGAGGCAGGAGCUCAAGGCUGUCAGUUAGUCAGUGUUGAAAGAGCUAACGGGACAGUGGAGGCACGUAACCGGAGCUGCUGUGAACUGGUUUUGGCACCUCCCAAGAAAACAACACUCAAAAAUUGCACUCUCACACUAAAGGUUGUAAAUGGUCCAACCAUGCCUAUAUCGAUACUGGGCAGUGGAGUGGAGCCCAGGCUUGUCUUCACUCCCAAAGAGGUUGACUUUGGCAUGUGCUUCUUGCAGCAGGCAGAGAUGAGCCCAAGGAGAACCACUGUAGUCAUUACCAACAAGGAGAAGGAAGACAUGAGCAUCAAGUGCCUGUUUGAAAACAAGCUUCACUUUGAAGUCCAUUCCGAGCAGUGUCUCCUGAGGCCCGGAGAGACCAGUGAGUUCAUGGUGGUCUUCAGACCUACACAGGCCACCAGCUAUGAAGACAAGAUAGAGUUUGAGGUGAACGGGCUCUCGAAAACAAGUGUUGCAGUUCGAGGAGUAGGAGUGCCAAUGAAGGUUGAGUUAGCAGACCCAACACAGAAGACACUGAACCUCGGAGCUCUCAGAGUCUCUACUGUUGUAAAGAAAGAAGUGGUUCUCAUAAAUCGCAGUCUAAUUCCCCUCGCCCUCUCGGUGUCCCUCGUCACAAGCUCACACCAGCUACAGGAGGACAGCACCGUACUGUGUGCAGAUGUAGUGGAUGGAAAAACACUCCAGCCCAAGAGCGAGAUAACACUAAAGGCCAAGAAUGGAACAGGGAAAGUUAUGGUGACGUUUGCUCCGAAAACUCGCAUUGCACACUUCCAGGAAGAGGUCAUAAUGGAGAGUUCUGGGAUGUCUCAGCCUCUGUUCAUGGUGACUGGGUCGUGUCUCGGACAGGAGAUCCAGCUAGACAUGGAUCACAUCCCAUUUGGCACCGUCUGCCACGGGAGUCAGACUUCUCGCCACAUUCUCAUCAUCAACAGUGGGGACAUUGGGGCCAGCUUCAAGUGGGAGGCCGAUAAGUUUGCUCCAGACUUCUCAAUUUCACCCACUGAAGGCUAUCUCUCUCCAGGAAUGGAGGUUCCACUGGAGAUCACCUUCCACCCCCGGAAGGUUAAGAGGGACAUUCGCUAUGAGAGACUGCCUUGCCAGAUUGAGGGCAGCUCUCCUCUUUUGCUUACUCUCAGUGGGAUCUGCACUGAGCAAAAACCCGAGAAAGAGAUCCAGCAGUUUACCACGAUUGUGAGAACCAAGAAGUCCAAGCAACUGCCGCAGAUCCGCAACGACUCAAACGCAGUCUGGAGACUGAGUCCGGUCAUCGGUGGCCAGCAGUGGACUGGCCCUGACUCCCUCACCAUCAACCCCAACUCCUCCGGCCACUAUGAGCUGACCUACCACCCACUCGCAAUGACGUCUGACACUGCCAAGCACCACGGCACGGUCUUCUUUCCAUUCCCCAAUGGAAACGGACUCCUCUACAACCUCCAAGGCACGGCAGAGCCUCCAGAUGCCACUGCGUCUACAUUUCGAGAGAUUCCCUGCAAGACGCCUCACACCGAGCUACUGAAAGUCAAGAAUUGGAUUAGAAGGCCACAGAGGUUUCGGGUCAUACGAGAACUGGUGCGUCCAGAAAAGUUGGACCAGUCAGUGAGUCUCCAUGGAAUGGACUACAUUGAUGUCCCAGCCCUCGGGAAGAAAGACUACAAACUACACUUCUACUCUUUCAAGGAAUGCACCAUCAUAGCAAAGGUCACAUUCAUGAUAGAGCAGACUGGGGAGUACAUGUUCUACAAUGUGACCUUCAAAUCCACAUCCUCGGGCAUAAUCGACACCAUCGAACUCUCCACUCAAGUGAGGCGGAGUGUCUCCCACGACAUUGUCAUCACCAAUCCCCUAAACUCCAACGUGACAUUUUCUGCAUCCACUUCCGUCCACGAGAUAAGUCUACCUCCCAACUUUGUGGUGGGACCUGACAGUAAGUUGUCACGUACAUUUGAAUACCUCCCACUUCGUGCCGGGGAGACGGUGGGUAAACUCAUCUUCACCAGUUCUGAACUAGGUGCCUACCAGUACGAGCUACACCUCACCGCUACACCGCCGACCCCCGAACCACCCGUCCACUUCACCUGUCACCUCGGAAAGAGCAAACAGCAGCAGUGCAAGGUGCCCAACUACGCCAAGGGCACCAGAGUAGAGUACAGCUGCAGGAUUGCAAAUGGAGACAACACCGAGUCUACCAACUUCCACGUGGAGAAAUCCAUCAUGGCUAGCGGGGCCGAGGUUAUUUUCGAGGUCAACUUUGAGCCCUCUCAUCUCGGGGAUUCCCAGGCCACCCUCUUUCUCUCGUCGAGCCAGGGAGGAGACUAUACCAUCCCUCUCUUUGGCCACUGUCUGCCACCUCGUCCCGAGGGUCCACACACCGUGAAAGCCGGUCAAACCAUUGCAAUUCCGUUCAAGAACGUGUUCCCACAGACGAUGCAGUUCUCUUACUCUGUCAACUCCCCCGUAUUCUCAGUGAAGGCAGCCGACACUAUCAAAGCCAGAAAGACUUGCAACAUGCAGGUGACCUACGAUGCCAAGCAAGCAGACCCACACCAGACUAAGACUGGUAAACUGGUGGUGACCAGUCUGCACUCGGCCCGCAGUGCUGCAGCGUCUCGAGGACCUCCACCCACAUCCUGGGUCUUCUACCUCAAGGGAACACCUUCCUAACCUCCAUCUGACAACACACUCACUUAUGCAUACACAUACUGUGCUGCACGCUGCAUAUUAUGUAUGUACAGUUACUAAGUUCUAAGUUACUGUACUGAAG